Messenger RNA from Limulus polyphemus (Atlantic horseshoe crab), 4441 nucleotides. It is a transcript of the gene heix, whose product is annotated as ubiA prenyltransferase domain-containing protein 1 homolog. Gene Ontology annotation, molecular function: prenyltransferase activity. NCBI's taxonomy places the organism in Eukaryota, Metazoa, Arthropoda, Merostomata, Xiphosura, Limulidae. The coding region runs from base 541 to 1530 and encodes 329 amino acids. The transcript is spliced from 2 exons. Gene Ontology annotation, biological process: menaquinone biosynthetic process; vitamin K biosynthetic process. The record is from RefSeq and is a predicted model, not a curated record. Gene Ontology annotation, cellular component: endoplasmic reticulum; Golgi membrane.
CCAACGCUACAUGUUGGAAGAUUAGUUAGAUGUUGAGAUACGUGUUCUAGGUUGUUUAAGAUUUAGAUUCGAAAAAGGAAAUUGGUUAUAACAUUGUUAUAGUGUUUUUCGUUUGAAAAUUAUGGUAUGGACAUUAAGUUAUGCCAUUUAAUGAUUUAUGGUUCGAAGUAAAUCUAACGUAACUUGUAAGCCUGCAGUGAAGCGCAGAAAGGCUUAAAAAGCAGUCGCGGUUUUCUUACUGUCACGUUAUCUGAUUCUAAUAACUAGUGUUAGUACUACUACUACUAGGCCUACUUUUAUUAAUACUAGUUAGUAGUACUAGCACAAAACUACUACUAUCGCAGUAUCGGUAAUUAUUCAACAUAGGCUUAGUUGUUUGGCCUAAUUGUUUUAAGCGUUAAGUUAACUUUUAACUACUUGAUUUUAAGGCCAAAUCGUAAACGUCAGAUUCGCUCUGUCAAUUUUUGGAGUUUUAUUCAUGAAAUUUGAAGGAUUAAAACAGAUUGUGUAUUUCUAACAAGAGCUUGAGCUACAAUAAACAUGAAUCAUACAACCAAUCAACAGUCCUCGUCGGGGAAUGACAACAAAAGAGAAAAUCAGCCAAAAAUGUCAGGAAAACUUAUUCAGUAUCCAUCAAGGUUUUCCGCAUAUCUUCUCUCUCUUCGUCCUUGGUCUUUUAGUACAUCUUUAGCUCCUGUGGGACUUGGUGCUGCUCUUGCCUACAAAAGUACUGGACACUUUGACUUGAGCAUAUUUCUUGUGACCUGCUUAUCAGCUCUCUCGGUGCACGCGGCUGGAAACGUAGUAAAUACUUACUUUGAUUUUCUGAAAGGUAUUGACAGCAAGCGUAGUGAUGACAGGAUUCUCGUUGACAAGAUUUUAACUCCUGAUGACCUUGCCCACUUAGGAGUUCUCCUCUACGUAUUAGGAUGUAUGGGAUUUAUUGGAUUAGUACUUCUCUCUCCAGCAUCGAUGGAGCAUCUUGCAUUAGUGUAUUUUGGGGGACUGUCCAGCUCUUUUCUCUAUACAGGUGGUAUUGGGCUGAAAUACAUUGCCCUUGGUGACGUUUUAGUGUUGGUUAUAUUUGGCCCUGUUACAGUACUUUUCUCGUAUAUGACUCAGACUGGAACCUGGGACUUGAACACGUUGUUUUAUGCCAUGCCAUUAGCCCUAAACACGGAAGCCAUUCUUCACAGUAACAAUACCCGUGAUGUGGAAAGCGACAGCAGAGCAGGCGCUGUUACAGUAGCCAUUCUCAUAGGCUACACCUGUUCUCAUAUUUUGUUUGCAUUUUUGUUGUUUGUGCCUUACAUAGCGUUUACUGUCCUAGGUCUUCAUUUCACCAAAUGGUUCUUACUUCCCCUGAUCACUCUUCCCGCUGCUUUUGACUUAGAAAAACAGUUCCGUAACGGACGGCUGCAGACUUUACCAAAACAGAUGAAAAAGCUCAAUGUCUACUUUGGUCUGUUCUACCUGAUAAGCUGUAUUAUGGCAGAACCAUAUAAUUUACCAUGGUUAAACAUCAAAUAAAACACAUAGGAGAUUAUAAGUACACAUUGCUUGCAGCAGCUUACAUUAAUCAGCGUACGUCACUUAACUGCAUUGUACUUGUAGCUGUUUUUGAGAGUUGUCCUUUAAAAGCUUAAUAGUUUUGAUCUGACAUGUCGGUAUUCGAUACUUAGCUAAGCUGUAAAAUGUAUUCUAUUGUAGUUUUUUUGUCGUUUUAUGUGAACUGGAAGAAUACAAUAAAAAUCUGAUUCUUUUUAAAAGACUGUUUAAAGGACGUUUGAACCACUUUGGUCACUAAAUUUUCUGAUGAUGUGACGUCAAAGACUUUUUAAUUUGUGUGUGUUUUCCUGUGAGUGAAGUGUGAAGGAAAGACUAGAUUAGUUUGUUGCGUCUUUUCGGACAGAAAGGGAAAAAACUUUUACGUUGUCUUUUAUUAUUCAUUUUGUCGUCAAUUUAUUAUGUCACUGUUUAUCCCUUAAAUUACUGAUGGGAACAAAUUAACCCCCAUUGGCUUUUUAAAUACAUUUUUCUAAACUAUUUAUGUGCUUAAUUACUUUUCGGUCCCUAGAGCUUUGAUUACAAGGUCACUAGUAAUAUACUGAUUUUACAAUGAAAAUAAGAAUUAAUUCCAGUAAUUACUUCUGGGGGUUCCCUAGUAUUUUACGUAAGUGAUUUCAUCAGUUUAUUUUUAGUUCUGUACAUUGGGUGUUGUAAGAAACGAGAAAUACAUAAUGUGCUGUAUGGAUGCUAUUGAUGGUGAACAGUAUGAAAAACGAGUUGGAAAAUUGGGAGUUUAGCAACUAAAAAAAAAUGAUUUCUAAUACAUUACAUUCACUCCACUUAACUUUCUUUAAUUACUAUUCUUAAAUAUACAAUUUAUAUAGAAAAUCAACCGAACACAUGAUAUUUUUUUCUAGCAGCAUUGGACAGAUGCGUAUUACUCUGGAGAUUAUAUCUUCUUUCUCAAGUGUUAACAUUUUUUUUGUCGCUUUCUUACUGUAAUAUAUGAUUCAAAAACAGUGACCCCCCCCCAACCUGGUGCGUGAAGAAGAAUAUUAGUUGGGGAAUUUUGUAAGCCUUUAUCUAUACGUACUUAAUGCAAAUGAACCUAUAAAGUUUAGUUUCUGUUAAUUAAUGGAAUGGCAGAAAAUUCUCCCUUGUAUACCAUUACUGUGCUUGAUUUUUCACCCGUGUACAUCAGUUGUUUUCAGCAUUUUUGUCUUCUUGAUUGUUUUUUAAAUACAACGGGUUUGAACUUUUAUGUAUUAUGUUAUUGAUGUUAUGUGUUGUUUUACUGAUGGAAAGUAAUAUAAACCCUCAUAAUAAUAAUAAUAAUAAUAAUUUAUGUAAAUAAAUUAAUCACAUAAAUAUAAAUAUUAUUUGGACAAUGAACUUGUGUUUUGAAAACUUUGUUUUACUAAACGUAAUUGAAGGUGUGGAUAUACUGUUUGUUACUGAGUGUUAUUUAUAUAUGCAUUAUUACUGAAAGAGCGUAAAACAUUGUUUAUGUAAGGCAACAGUGUUGUUGUUUCAUGUACUCAUUAAGGAUCAGCAUAACCUUGUACAGUUUGCACCAGAUUUUUUUUGGUAAAAAGUUUUGCAAGCAUUUUUGAUGAUAGUUACGUAAGCCACUUGUCAUUAUUUGUUCAAAAAUUGAGUCUGAAUUUUGACAUUGAUUGGAGAUACUAAAAGAUGCUUGCUUAUUUGUAGCAGGUGAAUUUUUUUUUGUCUGUACCUGUAGAAAUAUUACAGCGUGUACACAGCUACUUAUAUCACAACUGAUAAUUGUUCGUAACAAUGUGAAUUAACAUUUCUCUGUUUAACACCUAGCAGUUCUUAUGCUUUUUUCCCUAAAAAUGGACAAUUUCCAUAAAAACUUUUUUUUUUCAAUGUAACUCUGUUUGACACUUAGGAUGCUCGACUCUCAAUCUGUGGGUUUGAAUCCCAGUCACCGAACACCCCCUUUCAGCUGUUGAGAGCAUUAUAAUGUGAGAGUUAAUCCUGCUAUUUAUUGGUAAAAGAGUAGCCCAAGUGUUAGCAGUGGGUGGUGUUGACUAGCUGCCUUUCCUCUAGUCUAUCACUGCUAAACUAGGAACAGCUAGUGCAAAUGGCUCUUUGAUAAAAAGUUCUGCAAGCAUUUUUUGAUGAUAGUUGUUAGUUACGGAAGCCACUUGUCAUUAAUUGUUCAAAAUUUGAAUUUUGACAUUGACUGAAGAUACUAAAAGAUGCUUAUAUUUAUAGCAGGUGAAUUUUUUUUUCUUUACCUGUAGAAAAAAUGGCUCUCGUGUGAAAUUCAAAACAAACAAAUUGGUCAUUCUCAAACUCUGUGUUCUCAGACUAUCUGAAUUUAUUAUUUUAUCGUGAGACCUUACCACAGACCACCAGAAGAAAGCCUGUGACCACAGAUUGAGAGCCACCAAUCUUAACCCAGUUACUUGUGUAAUUGUUUUACAGUUUACCCAUUCAUUAAUUAAUUUAUAAUUUUCUAUUAAUGUUUCUUGUUAAUUUAUUUUUAUAAUAUAACUUCUUACCAAUAUUUUCCCUUUGAGUGAAUGUAAGUACAUGUUAAUACACAAGUAAAAGCCUUUGUAAACCCUCGAGGAGGAGAAGAAGCUAGUUUUGGUUUCAGGUUUAACCUUUCUUUUGCUGGUGGUUAUUGUAGAACAAAAAAUCGUUUAAAGAAUUACAUAGUUGUGAAAAGGUUAAAAAUGUUAGCUCAUAAAGUAAUAGUUUAAUUGCUCUAAAGAGUGUAACAGAUGUGCCAAGAUACCAUUUUUUAACCAAAUUGCUGAUAAAACCUACAAGUUAUUGAAUUCACUGCCUAAUAAAUGCAAGAGAAGAUGGAGGAUACAUACAUUUACAUGAUUGUAGAAUUGUGAAAUACACUGUAUCUAAUAAACUUAUUUGUGAGAUCUGUCUCUCAUGAUACAAA